Molecule: messenger RNA, 1719 nt
Organism: Caenorhabditis elegans
Lineage: Eukaryota; Metazoa; Nematoda; Chromadorea; Rhabditida; Rhabditidae
Gene: ugt-58
Product: Putative UDP-glucuronosyltransferase ugt-58
Exons: 8
Coding region: 8-1609 (533 amino acids)
Cellular component (GO): membrane
Molecular function (GO): glucuronosyltransferase activity; UDP-glycosyltransferase activity
Source: RefSeq, marked reviewed
CCAAACCAUGAAAUCUUGGCUUCUAUUGCUUGGAACAAUAGGUUGGGUAACCGCUGGAGAUGUUCUUUUCAUUCCAAGUACAUUAUAUCCAGUCCAUGCCCAGACAAUGUCAGUUCUUGCAAGAGAGUUGGCUGAACGAGGACACAAAGUGACAUGGCUGGAAAUUGGCCCAGAAAGGUCCGACAUCGUACUUCAUCAGCAAGUAUCUCGCGAAUUCUGGCCUGCACAAUUUGGAGAUCGAACUCUCCAGGAAAUUUAUCAAUUCAAAAAUCAUACGUCACAUUCCGAGCUUUGGAAUCCACAAUAUACAAAUGAAAAUGAGCAAACUACUGGCUGGCUGGCAUCAAUUCGUCUCUGUGAUUCGGUUUUGUCUCGGAGCAAGAGUAAAUUCGAUAAAAUGGUUGAGAAACAAUUUUCUACCGUAAUCGUUGACGACUUAUAUAAUUCAUGUGGAGUUUUGAUGGCAGGAUUGAAAAAAUCCGUCUACAUCUAUUGGUCCAUGACUGGUCUCCGCACCGAAUCCGCGUGGGCCAACCAGUCUCCAUCUCCUCCAAGUUAUCUCCCAGUUGCCGGCACUGGACUCACUGAUGAUUUAACUUUCUCGCAACGUCUUUACAACGUGGCAUCCUAUUUCAAACAACUGUAUAUUCAUCAACAUAUUGUGCAACCAAGAAUUGAUGCAGUUUUCCAGAAAUACUACCCAGGAGUCGAGUCUACUUUCGAAAUUGAGCGCAACGCAUCUAUAAACUUCGUGAAUACCCCUCCUAUUUUUGACUUCUCAAGACCAUACAUGCCACGUGUAAAUUUCAUCGGAGCCAUCCAAUGCAGAAAACCAAAAGAACUUCCGAAGGAGUUUACCUCUUGGAUCUCAGCCUAUCCUGACGGUUUCGUUGUGCUCUCCACUGGGUUCACUGUUCAAUGGAACAAAUCUCCGGAGCACAUUCGUCAAGCCUAUCUGGAUACCUUCAAGUAUCUUCCAAAUCUCUUGUUCAUUUGGCAAACUGGUCUACCAAAUUCUUCAAACUUGCCAUCAAAUCUACUCGUCAAGCCAUGGCUUCCACUUCAAGACCUACUAGGUCAUCAAAAGUGCCGAUGCCACGUGUCACAUGGAGGAUUGAACAGUGUCAUUGAAUCAGUUUAUCACGGAGUUCCAGUUGUUGGAGUACCAUUGACUUCUCGUGGUUAUGAUAAUUUACUGAGAAUCACUGCACGAGAUAGUGGAGUCAUGGUGGAGAAAUCGGAGUUCAGUGGGGAAAUAUUGACUGCCGCUAUUAAUGAAGUGAUUGAAAAUGAGAAAUACAAGAAGGAAAUGUUAAUCUUCCAAGAUAUGGUCAUCGAUGUUCCAUACACUGAACUUUAUCACGCUGCGUUUUGGGUUGAAUUCAUCGAACGGCACCAGGAAGUUCCACACGCUAGAAGUGGAGCAGAUCAUUUGAAUUUUCUUCAAUAUUUCCUCGUUGAUGUCAUUGCCUUCUUCUUCUUUGUCAUUUUCUGUACUCUUUCAAUUAUUUAUUACACAAUUCGGACAGUUUUCCGAACGAUUCGUUCAGUGGUGAACGGAGUUCGGGGAGUUCCUAAAAUUGUUUCAAGGGGAAAGAAAAACAAUUGAUUCAUGCAUUCAUUCAUUUCGUUUUAAUUAGGAUUUCUAGGCAUUUCUAUGGCGACCUACGGGUUUUUUUCCAAAAUUUGAUAAACUCUGUGAUAAAUACAUAAUUGCUG